This is a messenger RNA of Saccostrea cuccullata (small rock oyster), 2942 nucleotides long. RefSeq lists its product as uncharacterized. Bases 1 to 1446 code for a protein of 481 amino acids. The record is from RefSeq and is a predicted model, not a curated record. NCBI's taxonomy places the organism in Eukaryota, Metazoa, Mollusca, Bivalvia, Ostreida, Ostreidae. The transcript has 6 exons.
AUGGGAUACCACACUGAAAGGCUUGUUUAUGUAGAAAAAUCCAGUAGGAAAGUUAAUUCUGAUUCUACACAUAUUUUAAUUCCUGUACAAAGAGCGAUCGUCAUGACGCAGAACACGUCGUCGAGUCACUGGAGGGAGCAGGGGAAUACUAUUUACGUGACGGCCAAGGAUAAUCUGUGUCCCUCCAUUAGGAAGGAGCGCCUCAGACAGGCAGCAAACUGUUACUACAAAGCCUAUAACUUCAGCAAUAAUGAGGAUGAGAAGGUUUCUGCUGCUAAGAACCUGGCUAUGGUGUCAUGGAAGAUGGCGCGGGUGGACGAGCAGUGUCUUGAGAGGUUCUCCCUGAUGAUCCACCAGUAUAAGGAGUCCUUCAAGUACUUCUCCUUCGGUUUCCAUCAUUCUGUUGGUGUGAAGCCGGACACCUGGCGUGACGGACUUUUGGCCUCGGCCAAGUCGUGUUGGGAGGAGUUACGGGCGGGGCGAGUCAGCGAGCUCACCAUGGAGAACCGGGCUCAUACUUACCAUGAUCUCGUCCAGCACAUGCAGAUACCUGAGAUCCAAGCCGAGUGCUACAUUGAGCUCACUAACUGUCAUUUUCACUGCGGAAUCACUGCUAUACAGAACAAGGAUUUUAAAAGAGGGCUGUAUGAGAUGAGAGACUGCUAUAUGCCAAUCAAUGAGGCCAAGAGGCUCCAGGGAGAUAAAGCUAACCUGCAGGCAGAGGUCCGAAUCCUAGAGGAAGAUGUCUUCAUGCACCAGUGCAUGGCUGAAUCCUUGCAGGCCAUUAGUGUUGGUGAUCAGUUGUAUGGGAGGCUGUUAUUGGAUCAGGAGGCCCUGAACAUGGAUAUGGUGUAUGAAGUGAUUGAUUGGUACAAACAGGCUGUUCUUCGCACGCGUGAGGUCACAGAGGUCGAGAUGGAGGCUGUGGCUCUCAGCCGUCUGGGAAGGGUGUAUGAUAAAGUCCUGAAAAUCAAGUACAAAGCCAAAGAAUAUUUGAUGAGAUCCAUGCAGUUAGCCCACUCCAUGCACCCACGCACCUUUAACUCAGAGGACUGGUUCAAGGACUGUGCAGAAAUUCUUGAGCGUUACCAGAAAGAGACCGUUUCAGCCGAGGAGGAAAAGUGGAACAAAGAACGAGAAGAGAUCAUAAAGGGCAUAGAGAAAGAAAUGAAGAACAUCGAGAAAGCAGACGAAAAAGACAGCCAGGAAUUCCUCCGAUACGUGUACAGAGUCUUCCCUCCAAAGAAUAAGGACCACAAGCUGGAGGGAAAUGUGAAGAAAAAAGGGUCCUACGUCGAUCAUUGUACCGUGAAGAAAACGCUGCAGAAGGCUAUCAUCCAUUAUCACCCCGACAAGGUGGACAUGGAGAAACACGGGAAAGUGUGGAAAGUUCUGUCUGAGGAAAUCACAAAGAGGCUGACGCGGAGAUACGAGGCCAUGAAGUAAAACAUUAAUAAGAACAUGUAGCCAUAAGGACAUGGAGUAAAUGUUAAUAUGGACGAAGAGAUACAAAGCCAUGAAGUAAAUAAUGAUGCAGAGAUACGCAUAUGAGGCCAUGAAGUAAAUAAGGAAAAGAAUAUGAAGACGUGGAGAUACAAGGCCAUUAAGUAAACAUUAUUAACUCCAUCAGCAGAGACCCGAAAGAAGGACAUGCAUAGAAAUUUAUAUUUUUUUUAGAAUACAAUCAUGAUUUUUUGAAAACAUGCAGUUUUGUUACUUUAUGUGAAAAAAAAUUGUUGUCAGAAUUCGUAUCCUGAAUGCUCUCCUACAAAAUCAGGUCUCGUGAAAUUAUUCUGUUAAAGAUUAGGCUCAGAGUUGAUAUCAAAGAAAAAAUGCUUUGCUGAAAAAAAGGAAAACCUUUUAUCAGAAUUAGUUUCAUUUUAAUUUAAGCCAGUUGAAGAAUAAUUACUUUUUCUGAUUAUGAAAAUUGAUUAAGUAUGAAUAUUGAAGAAUAUUUAUUGUAAGAAAUUGAUCAUUAAUUAUAAAUAUGUUAAACAUUACUUCUUGUAUUCCAUAGUCCAUUGAAGCAUAUCAGAGAUCCAUUUUAUGUAAUGUCGUUGUUUUCUCUGCAGUGAUGUGAAAGGGUCUUUUGUUUUCAUUUUUCUUCCAACAGUUGUCUUUAGUAGUAGAAGUAACUACCCUUAUUCACGUUAUUUAGCAUUAUUUUAGUAUCAUGCAUUUUUAAAAAAAAAAAGUUUUAUCUUAGUUGUAUUGCGUGUGUAGUUGAGUUAAAAUUGUCUAGUCAUUUAUUAGUCUUUCAUAAUUAUUUCAAUAAUUAGUGCUCGAGUAUUAUACUACAUGUAUUUAGUGCUUAUUAUAGUUCUUGCAUGCAUGAUCUACAGGGUAUUAUAAGGUAAAAAUCAGAUUAACAGUUUAACAGCUGAUGAGAAAGGUACAUGAUAUGCAAUUUCUCUUUGCAGAAUUCUUUACAUUUUACGUUUUCAAUUCUCUGGUUUAAGAAAAAAGUUUCAACCAUGUAUAUUUUUAUUCGAAGUGCUUUUUUUAAAAGAAAUUUUGAAGCAUGUGUUUCUUAAAGUUCAAUUUAUCUACUUUGUUUUAUUUUUUUAAGAUUUGGAUUUUAUUUCUUAUAUAAAAAUAAUUUAUUGAAGACAACAGUAAAAAAAUUAAUGAUUGUCAAAAACGGUAAACUCAUUUUGAAUUAAUAGCAAUAUCUUUAUUAUAUAAUAAUACCUGGAAUUGGCGUGGUUCAGGCAUUUCUUAUAAUUAUUAACCCAUAUCUUGGAAGAUUUUUAUUUGUAUUGGAAAUUAAGCCCUUGGCAAUGGGAAAUAAUUUGAGAAUAUAAACAAAGGGAGUACAUGUAGUUGGAUUUAUUAUCUUACCUAAAAUGAAUCUUAGCAACCAUACUGCUGUGUUCUGCCAAUUUUGAGGUGUGUACAAUUUUGUAUUUUUGGAAAAUAAACUGACGUAAAAAAUUCUAAAA